AUGGUAACCAUGUUUAUGUUUGUUACCGUGUACCCCAGCAGGUCACGGUGGGAACCAGGGGUCUAUGUUGGAGACAGAGACAACUUGCUGUUUGCCUCGAUCAUCUCGGCUGUGGACCCCGUGGCUGCUCUCAAUGUGUUUGAAGACACUGGAGUCAACGAGCAGAUUUACAUAGUCAUAUUUGGAGAGGGCCUCUUCAAUGAUGCCGUCACUGUGGUUCUUUACAGCAUGUUUGCCUUUCUAGCAGACAUGCCAAACAUUGAUUCUGUUGAUGUGUUUCUUGGAGUUGCCCGGUUCUUCGUGGUGGGGAUGGGCGGCGUCUUUUCUGGCCUUCUGUUUGGAUUUGUGGCUGCAUUCGUCACACGUUUCACCCACAAUGUCCGUGAGAUCGAGCCCCUCUUUGUCUUCAUGUUCAGCUACCUUUCGUAUGAACUGUUUGCCUUAUCCAGCAUCAUGGCCAUUGUUGUAUGUGCUAUAACCACGAAGUACUACGUGGAGGAGAAUGUAUCCCAGACGUCCUGCACCACCAUUCGCUACGUUGUCAAGAUGCUGUCCACCGUCUCUGAAACCCUCAUCUUCUUCUUUCUCGGCGUGGUUAUAGUCACAACCGAGCACGAGUGGAGCUGGGCCUACAUCCUGCUUACGCUGCUGUUCGCCUUCGUCUGGAGAGGCAUCGGCAUAUUGCUUCUGACUCAGAUUGUCAACCCGUUACGUACAAUCCAGUUUGGCCUGGCCUACGGAGGCCUGCGAGGGGCCAUCUGCUUCGCUCUGUCCUUCACGCUACCGGACACCUUCAACAGAAGGAAGCUAUUUGUCACAGCUUCGAUCGCCAUUAUUAUAUUCACCGUCUUCAUUCAGGUGGGCCAAAAACUCAGCUUCACCAUGUUUUUCAUCAUAUUAUUAGAAAUGCAGCCUUACAGAGUACAGAAGACCUAAAAUGUCAAAA
Oreochromis aureus is the source of this 946-nucleotide messenger RNA. RefSeq names its product sodium/hydrogen exchanger 2-like. Gene Ontology annotation, biological process: proton transmembrane transport; sodium ion transport; regulation of pH. The record is from RefSeq and is a predicted model, not a curated record. Gene Ontology annotation, cellular component: membrane. NCBI's taxonomy places the organism in Eukaryota, Metazoa, Chordata, Actinopteri, Cichliformes, Cichlidae. Gene Ontology annotation, molecular function: sodium:proton antiporter activity.